Molecule: messenger RNA, 1548 nt
Organism: Periophthalmus magnuspinnatus
Lineage: Eukaryota; Metazoa; Chordata; Actinopteri; Gobiiformes; Gobiidae
Gene: mbd4
Product: methyl-CpG binding domain protein 4
Exons: 7
Coding region: 96-1409 (437 amino acids)
Biological process (GO): DNA repair
Cellular component (GO): nucleus
Molecular function (GO): DNA binding; pyrimidine-specific mismatch base pair DNA N-glycosylase activity
Source: RefSeq, a predicted model, not a curated record
CACUCAAUCUGUCUAUCACCAAGGACUACAGAUCUACAAGAAAGGUUCAAUAAUUCCAUUCAUAUAACAAUAUCCAGCAGCAGUAACAUGAAGAUAUGAAUAAACAAGACAAUGAUUAUUUGUCCUGUGCCUCUUCACUUCCUCCUGGAUGGAGCAGAGAGGUCAGACAGAGGAAAACAGGCAAAACUGCCGGAAAGAUGGAUGUGUAUUUUAUAAGUCCCCAAGGACAGAGGUUUCGAUCCAGGACUUCUUUACAAGCCUUUCUGCAGAAAAAUGGAGAUGGGGACUGUAACAUGAGCAUGUUUAAUUUUUCUUGUACUGACACAAGUAUCAAAAAUUAUUUUUCUACUAAAACAAAGGCAAGAAGUCAAAGGAAAGACACUGGAGAUUUUGAAAAGAAUAGUACAGAGAUGCCAGAUGAAGCUUGCUCAAUUGAAUCACAUGAACUACCCUCUGCUGAUUGCAAAAAUCAAAUAAACAAGCAAGAUGAGAUCAUUAUUAUCUCAGAUAUACCAGAUCAAUGUACUAGAAAGGAAAAUGCAAGCCCCAUACAAGCUGGCCUUGCAACUUUUGAGGAUGAAGAAAAAAUGCAGAGGACUCCAAUAAGAAGUGGUUUAUUGAAAGAAAAGCUGUUCAUGACGACAGGCUUUAAAGACAAAUACACAGCGUGCGUGCAUCCCCCAGUCCUCUCUCUAUGUGUGGAACCUGCAAGUGAGAGUGAGAACGAGCAAGAUGUGGCUCUGAUUCACAGCAAAGGUGACGAGAAACCUAUUUCAGAGCUGGGGAUAGUGAACAGCAGCAGUGAUGAGAUGGAAGAGCAGGUGUUAUCACCUAACAUCUCAGUUGGGAGUAGCACGCCAGUGAGAGAUUCUCAAAAUAAAUCAAAGAAGAUAGAAGACAAUAGGAAAACCAGCCCGUAUUUCAGCAGGACGAACCUUGGAGACUGUCCAAGCCCACCAAAAAGGAAAGUUUUCAAGAAAUGGACACCCCCUCGAUCUCCAUUUAACCUUGUCCAAGAAACCCUUUUUCAUGACCCUUGGAAACUCCUGGUGGCUACUAUUUUUCUGAACAAGACCAGUGGCAAGAUGGCUAUACCACUACUAUGGCAAUUCUUUGAGUAUUACCCCACAGCUGAGAUUGCACGAGUAGCUGACUGGAAACCCAUGUCUGAAAUUCUGAAACCCCUGGGCCUUUAUAAACUCAGAGCCAAAAUAAUAAUUCGCUUUUCAGAUGAAUAUCUCACCAAACAGUGGCGCUACCCCAUUGAGUUGCAUGGUAUUGGGAAGUAUGGUAAUGACUCAUACCGAAUCUUCUGUGUGGAGGAGUGGAAAGACGUGACACCCAAGGAUCACAUGUUAAAUAAAUAUCAUGCCUGGCUGUGGGAGAACCAUGAAGCACUCGGAGUAUGAAUUACUGUAGAACAAAUGCAUUAAAGAGGAUGUUUAAGGUUAGACAAAAAGGUUAUUUUGCUUUUAGCUUGUACAGUUAAAUCUGUAUGCAUUUUAAAUUAUGUAAUGUUCAAUGGCUUUUAGAAUGGCUAAUAAAUAA